Molecule: messenger RNA, 402 nt
Organism: Dermochelys coriacea (leatherback sea turtle)
Lineage: Eukaryota; Metazoa; Chordata; Testudines; Dermochelyidae
Product: olfactory receptor 13G1-like
Exons: 1
Coding region: 1-402 (133 amino acids)
Biological process (GO): G protein-coupled receptor signaling pathway
Cellular component (GO): membrane
Molecular function (GO): olfactory receptor activity
Source: RefSeq, a predicted model, not a curated record
AUGUCAUAUGACAGGUAUGUUGCCAUCUGCCACCCCUCGUGCUAUGUCAAUCUGAUGAGUAAGGAAAUUUGCAUCAGUUUAGCAGCUGCUGUCUGGGCUGUUGGUACCAUCAAUUCAUUGGUGCACACAUUACUCAUGCUGAGCCUGGAUUUCUGUGGACCCAGCCACAUCCAGCAUUUCUUCUGUGAUAUCCCACCAGUGUUGGCACUGUCCUACAGUUCCACCUAUCUCAAUGAAAUCAUGAUCUUCAUGACUGACAUCUUCUUGGCCCUGGGGAGCUUCCUGGUGACCACCGUGUCAUAUAGCUUCAUCAUCAUCGCCAUUCUUAAAAUCCAGAGCUUCAAAGGGAAACAGAGAGCCUUCUCCACCUGCUCCUCUCACGUGGUCAUGGUCUCCUUGUAG